This is a messenger RNA of Trichechus manatus latirostris (Florida manatee), 597 nucleotides long. It is a transcript of the gene CUNH2orf15, whose product is annotated as chromosome unknown C2orf15 homolog. The record is from RefSeq and is a predicted model, not a curated record. The coding region runs from base 1 to 597 and encodes 198 amino acids. The transcript is spliced from 2 exons. Lineage: Eukaryota; Metazoa; Chordata; Mammalia; Sirenia; Trichechidae.
AUGCGCGGGGCCGUACCCCACCCAUCUGGAACACCUGCUGCUUCGUGGCCACAGCUUUGGGCCACUUUUACGGGAGAGCAGGCACGGUUCUGGGUCCCCGUUCAGUGGACCGGCCAGUUCUCAGAGCUGCUCUUGGGCUCUGGGAGGUUGGUGCGUUCUCCUGCCGCAGUCAGGCGCCUGUUUGGGGAAGCCUCCGAGCUCGGGGCCUCCUGCUUGCAGCCUCUCGGGAGGGUAGGCCUGUCCCGCAAUCAAGUUGAAGAAACUUUUCCACUACUUAAAAAGGUAACUGCAGAGUACCUUGACACUUGUUCAGCUGUCCCAAUGGGAUUUUCUCUGAGUAAAUCUGCUACUCAGGUAUCUGCUAUGCGUAUGGAUUCAAAAGUGGAUGAUCACUUAAUACGAGGGACUGAGGAAAGCAGGCUGGAACCAGUAACCCAGUUAUUUCAAAACACCAAGAAAAUAAGAUUAGAAGACAUGAACCAAGAAAACUUGACAAGAAAUGAAGAGAUUGGCACCGGGUCUCUUUCAAAGAAAGCUUUGGGUUCAGUGGUAUAUGUUAAAGAAAGUGAUGGAAUAGAAAUGACAGACAUAGAAUGA